This is a messenger RNA of Coccinella septempunctata (seven-spotted ladybird), 1648 nucleotides long. Its product is annotated as UNC93-like protein MFSD11. NCBI's taxonomy places the organism in Eukaryota, Metazoa, Arthropoda, Insecta, Coleoptera, Coccinellidae. The coding region runs from base 214 to 1545 and encodes 443 amino acids. The record is from RefSeq and is a predicted model, not a curated record. The transcript has 7 exons.
ACUUCGCUGAACGACGUAUAAACAUGUAUCUGAUAAGCAUACUAAUUGGCGUGAUAGUAGAUUGGACUACAUACAAUCACAAUUGCAGUGUAUUAUCCACAAUAAGUUUCAGUAUUCGUUGGAAGUUCGUUGGGUGAAGUUGGAUAGUGGAAGCUUGUACUCGAGCAAGUGUGAAAGUAAACAUUGUAAACAUAACCUCAUAUUUCUAAUACUAUGACCAUGGAUAAGCGAAUGUUUAAUGUUAUUGGGGUUGGACUUGCCUUUAUGCUUACAUUCAUGGCAUUCCAAACCAUGGGGAAUAUUGAGACUACCAUUUUAAAGAAUGUCCACACGGAUGAUCCGAACUUCACCGGCACCGGAUAUACAAGCCUGGCUAUCAUAUAUGCUGCUUUAUCAAUUUUCAACUGGAUCUCGCCUUCUGCGAUAUCAGUUAUGGGACCUAAAAUUGCGAUGCUGAUUGGAUCCAUCACAUAUUUACUAUUCAUCAUGUCAUUUCUAUGGCCAAACACGUGGUUUCUCUAUAUAGCUAGUGCUAUUAUAGGUGCAGGCGCAGCUUUGAUUUGGACUGGUCAAGGUACAUACUUGACCUUGAAUUCCACCACAGCGACGAUAUCUAGGAAUUCUGGAAUAUUUUGGGCCAUGUUGCAGUGCAGCAUGUUGUUCGGAAACUUAUUCGUCUACAUCAAAUUCGAUGGACAAGAAGACUAUAUUGAGAAAGACGUCAGGACUAUGGUGAUAUGGGUUCUAUCGGGAUUAGCUAUGGCAGGUGUAGUGGUCUUUUUCUUUCUUCCAAAUCCACCAAAAUCGUCUGACGAUGCAGUCCAAACGGAGGAACCUGUCCCUGGACCUAUGGAGGUUUUCAAAGAAGCAAUGAAACUCUUCGUGACUCCAAGAAUGUUAAUGCUGAGUUUAGCAUUUUUCUACAGCGGUAUAGAGUUGGGAUUUUACAGUGGCGUCUACAGUACUGCCGUUGGGGCCACAUCACAGCUCACCGACGCUAAGAAGCUAGUUGGAUUGUCGGGAGUGUUUAUAGGUAUUGGAGAAGUUCUAGGCGGUUUAUCUUUUGGAAUUUUGGGAAAGAAGACGACCAAGUUUGGUAGGGAUCCGAUAGUCAUCGCUGGAUUCGUUAUCCACAUCCUUGCAUUCUUUGCUAUCUUCCUCAAUCUACCAAAUCGCUCUCCCAUAGAAGACACCAACGAUGAAGCCUUCAUCGCCAGUUCUGGAGUAUUGGCUAUGGCUUGCUCAUUUUUACUCGGAUUUGGCGACGCAUGCUACAACACACAGUUUUAUUCAAUAAUCGGAAGCAUCUAUUCAAGUAAUAGUGCUUGCGCCUUUGGAAUAUUCAAAUUUGUUCAGUCUGUUGCUGCCGCAGCAUCGUUUUUCUAUGCUCCCUAUGUACCACUUUAUGGACAACUGGGAAUUCUUCUAGCUUUUGCUGUUAUUGGAACAGCAGCUUACCUCUGGGUUGAAUUCAAUAUAAGAAAUAGUACACUUUCAAGCAACAUAAAGUCAGACUCGGAAUCUUCCAUCAAUUCUACAGAAUGAAGACACAAUAAUUUUUAAAUGAUGACUUCGCAAUUAUUUGUUCCACAAAAAUCCUACAGACGUGAUGUGAUAGAUUGGUUUUCGCCAAUCAAUCAAACAUAGG